Messenger RNA from Pristis pectinata (smalltooth sawfish), 2503 nucleotides. Its product is annotated as protein shortage in chiasmata 1 ortholog. NCBI's taxonomy places the organism in Eukaryota, Metazoa, Chordata, Chondrichthyes, Rhinopristiformes, Pristidae. The coding region runs from base 33 to 2411 and encodes 792 amino acids. Gene Ontology annotation, cellular component: condensed nuclear chromosome. Gene Ontology annotation, molecular function: ATP hydrolysis activity; single-stranded DNA binding. Gene Ontology annotation, biological process: resolution of meiotic recombination intermediates. The transcript is spliced from 12 exons. The record is from RefSeq and is a predicted model, not a curated record.
AUCAGAUAAUAAAAUGGUUACAUAUCUCUCACAUGAGUCAGCAUAAGGUAUUAAUCACCAUUAGGAUGGAUUCAGACUGUGUUAGAGCUACACUAGUGAACAGCCUUACCAACAUAGAAGACUUAAAACCUGCUGCGGUUUUUCCUGAAGAAGGUGCCACUUUGACUUGCCAGAAAGUUUUAAACUGUCUGGAAAAAUAUUCCUGUUUGGUAGUCUAUAGUCAUCACAUUGGAGCAGAUUUUCCUUGGGUUCAGUUCUCUUUGGUGGUAGAGUAUGAUUACAUGGAGAACUCGAGUUGGGCUGAGCUCUGCAAGCAACAGAAUGUAAAUCACAUCAUCUUUCAAACCAUAGUACCAGAAGGUCCAGAAAUAGGAAAUAUGUCAGCCAUUCAGUCUGAGUUCCCAUUGAUGGAGCUUCCCAUUCCUUAUACAUUCCUGAUGUCUGAAGGCUUGUUGAACUCUCCAACCAUGCUCCAAAUUCUAGAGUCAAGGUACAAUAUAACUCUCUUAGAGAGAACCAGUGAUGAAAUGUUACACUUAUUUGGAGGAACAGAUCACUAUGCUGUUAUAACAGUGGAUGAAUGUACAGCUAUAAUAUUGCAAGAUAUUGAAGAGUUGGCUACCGAAAAAGCCUCAGAUUUUAUUAUUCAAAGACUAACAACACUGGCACUGCAGUACAGCUGUUGCUGGCUCGUUUUCUAUCCAAAACAAAGCCUAAAGUUACAGUACUGUUUGAAUGGGAAGGUUUUUCAUAAUCUUACCUUGAUCUAUGCAGCAUUGGUGCUAUUCAUGUUGAAAUCUGAGGAAACUGAAAUGAAGGUUGUAAUUGCACCAGGAAUUACAGAGACAACCCAGGUGGUUCGCCAAAUAGCAGACUUCACAUUGACUUCAAGCAACCGGGAUCCAUUCAUGUGGCUUGACAGAUCAUGGCUUUCCACUGUUCCAACUGAGGAUGAGAAGCAGCUACUUAAUUUCCCUAGUUUAAAUUCACUUGUGGCACAAUUAAUGUUGAGAAGAGCUCCAUCAAUGUUGUGGCUGUUGUCAGCAUCUUUAAAUGAAUUGCAGGAAGUCCUUCCCGAGGUGCCAGGAAAAGUUCUGAAGCUUUUCAGUGAGAUUACUGCAUUACACCAGCUUGGUUCAUCCCAGGAAUCAAGAAAACCACAAGAAGAACUGUCUUCUGAACAAAACAUGUUAUCCUCUACCUCUUCCACAUCUGAAAUGGCUGGCCAUCAGUUUUACCCAGACAAUGAAAUGGUGAAGAGUAUCCACUCUACCAAAGACAGACCUAAAGAAUUAGAGGGUCUUAAGAUGAAUAAUAAUCAUGGACUAAGGGAUCUGUGGGAAUCUGAUAGCAUUUCCUUCGAUGUGCAAUCUCAGAACUUAUGUCCAGUUUUCAAAGCCAGGACAGCCACCCUUUCACCAUGCUACUGGUUGAAUAAUUGCAAGCAGUCAGAAAGGAGGGAAAUGGCAGUAAACCAGGUGAACGAGCAAGAUGGUCUACAUCAUUGUUUUGAAAGUUUGGGAUAUAAUGAUGAAGCAGAACAUUCAAACAGUACAAGCUCUGGGAACAUUCUUCCAGUUGCAAACUCUCACCAGUUAGGCCCACUGAACAAUAAAUUAUUUAAUCCACUGGGUCAUUUAUUAUUGAAGAAUAGCUCAGAUCUUAGGGAUACCGACAUUUAUUUUGGAAAGGCUGAAGUACCUCCAGUGGGUCAUUUUUACAUGGGAGGGCACACACAAACUACAGAAAACAAGUUUGAGAAACAACCAAAAGAUGCAAUCAGUGUAAAAGCAAGCAGUAAUUCACAGUACGGCUUCCUUUCUCAGCAAGAUAUGGGUGUUCUUCACCAUAAGUUGAGUGGCAAGUCUAGUAACUUUGUAACAAUGCAGAAGGAAUUGAUUGAGACACAUCAUCCAAUGAACUCUAAUCAAGUUUUCCCAUUCUUACUGAGAAAACAUUUGGAUGAUUCAUUUUACCCAUUCAAUGAACCUUUCUGUCACCAGAACAGAGCUAAAGGGACUAAUCAUGAACAGCUGCUGAGUGUUAGACCUAAAUUUACAGAUUAUGAUUCACUUAAUGUUGACAAACCUGACAUUUGUAACAAUGUUUACUUUCACCGUAAAGCAACUGACUUUUGCAAUGACAUUGUGGAAGAACAGACCUUCAAUCAAGAAUCUGUUAGAAGAAAAGGACAGAAAAGACAGUAUGCAACAACAAUCAUGAAAGAGUGGACAAGGUCUCCUUCUAAUAGCAUGGAGGAACCUUUUUCAGAUACUGAAGUAUUUUAUACACAUUCAGCAAAUUCACCAGAACCUAAGUACAGAAUUUUACCAGAAAUGAAGAAAAGAAGACUAGCAUAUGAAAAGGUUCCUGGAAGAAUUGAUGGGCAGACUCGCCUCAUAUUCUUUUAGAGCAAUUUUUGAAAACUUCAGAUUUUAUUCAAGAUUAGUUUAAAUUUGAUGGUUAUGCAAUGUAAAGUUGAGAUUUAACCAACAUAAUGUAU